GAGCGGCUCGCGAUGGGUCUUCCAGGGAAGCCUGCCAUGAGCCGCGUCUCCGCGGGGGAGGCCGCGGGGAUGAGGAGGAGAGCGCUGUAAACUUGGAGCAACUUUGGGACUCUCUGCCCUCCGCGCUGUGCCAUGUGGAUGUGCGCGAGAUGGGGGAAUUCGGACGCGGGCUCCGGGCGGGCGCGCGGCGCGGGCGGCGCUCGGCGGCUCCAUGAGCGCGGUACGGAGGCGGCGCGGCCCCGCUCGGCCCCGCGGCGCGGCGCGGUGGGUUUGUGUGAUUUUGCUAAAAUGCAUCACCAACAGCGAAUGGCUGCCUUAGGGACGGACAAAGAACUGAGUGAUUUACUGGAUUUCAGUGCGAUGUUUUCACCUCCCGUGAGCAGUGGCAAAAAUGGACCAACUUCCUUGGCGAGUGGACAUUUUACUGGCUCAAAUGUAGAAGACAGAACUAGCUCAGGGUCCUGGGGGAAUGCAGGACAUCCUAGUCCAUCCAGGAACUAUGGAGAUGGGACUCACUAUGAUCAUAUGGCGAGCAGAGACCUGGGGUCACAUGACAAUCUCUCUCCUCCAUUUGUCAAUUCCAGAAUACAAAGUAAAACAGAAAGGGGAUCAUACUCAUCAUACGGAAGAGACUCGAAUUUGCAGGGUUGCCACCAGCAAAGUCUCCUGGGCGGGGAGAUGGACAUCGGCAACCCCGGGGCGCUGUCCCCCAGCAAGCCGGGCUCCCAGUACUACCAGUACUCCAGCAAUAACCCGCGCCGCCGGCCGCUGCACAGCACCUCCAUGGAAGUUCAGACGAAGAAAGUUCGGAAGGUUCCUCCGGGUUUGCCGUCCUCAGUGUAUGCCCCGUCAGCCAGCACUGCCGACUACAACCGCGACUCCCCCGGUUACCCGGCCUCCAAACCAGCAGCCAGCACUUUCCCCAGCUCCUUCUUCAUGCAAGAUGGGCACCACAGCGGAGACCCGUGGAGCUCCUCCAGCGGGAUGAACCAAUCGGGUUACGGGGGGAUGCUGGGCAACUCCUCGCACCUCCCCCAGUCCGGCAGCUACUGCAGUCUGCACCCCCACGACCGCCUGAGUUACCCAUCCCACUCCUCAGCCGACAUCAACUCCAGUCUUCCUCCGAUGUCCACCUUCCACCGCAGCGGCACCAAUCACUACAGCGCGUCGUCCUGCACCCCUCCAGCCAAUGGGACGGAAGGCAUCAUGGCCACCAGAGGAAGCGGGGCGGCCGGCAGCUCGCAGACCGGCGACGCGUUGGGGAAAGCACUCGCAUCUAUCUAUUCUCCAGAUCACACCAACACCAGCUUCCCAUCCAACCCUUCAACUCCUGUCGGUUCUCCCCCUUCUCUCUCAGCAGGCACAGCUGUUUGGUCUAGAAAUGGAGGUCAAGCGUCAUCAUCUCCCAAUUAUGAAGGUCCCUUACACUCUUUGCAGAGCCGCAUCGAGGACCGCUUGGAGAGGUUGGACGACGCCAUCCACGUGCUGAGGAACCACGCGGUCGGAGCCGGGACGGCCAUCGGGGGUGGCCACGGGGAUAUGCACGGCUUGAUAGGAGCUGCUCACAACGGGGCCAUGGCGGGCUUGGGGUCCGGCUACGGGACCGGGUUGCUGUCGGCCAACAGGCAUUCGUUGAUGGUCGGUGCUCACCGCGAGGACGGCGUCGGGCUGCGCUCUGCUCACUCUCUGGUGCCCAAUCAGGUUGCGGUGCCGCAGCUCCCCGUGCAAUCGGCCACGUCCCCGGAGCUCAACCCGAGCCAGGAUCCUUAUAGGGGCCUGGCGGCGGGUUUGCAAGGGCAGAGCGUGUCGUCGGGCAGCUCGGAGCUGAAGUCGGACGACGAAGGCGACGAGAACGCGCAGGAGGCCAAAUGCGGCGACGACAAGAAGCUGGACGAGGACAAGAAGGAGCUCAAGUCAAUUACGAGGUCAAGGUCUAGCAAUAACGACGACGAGGAUCUGACCCCGGAGCAAAAAGCCGAGAGGGAGAAAGAGAGGCGGAUGGCCAACAACGCCCGCGAGAGGCUGAGGGUGAGGGACAUCAACGAGGCCUUCAAGGAGUUGGGGCGGAUGGUGCAGCUGCACCUGAAGAGCGACAAACCGCAGACGAAGCUGCUCAUCUUGCACCAGGCCGUGGCGGUGAUCCUGAGCUUGGAGCAGCAAGUGAGAGGUGAGGGGGGGGGAUGGGGCUUCGUUUUGUCUUAG
Messenger RNA from Gallus gallus (chicken), 2202 nucleotides. It is a transcript of the gene TCF4, whose product is annotated as transcription factor 4. NCBI's taxonomy places the organism in Eukaryota, Metazoa, Chordata, Aves, Galliformes, Phasianidae. The coding region runs from base 133 to 2202 and encodes 689 amino acids. Gene Ontology annotation, biological process: regulation of transcription by RNA polymerase II. Gene Ontology annotation, molecular function: RNA polymerase II cis-regulatory region sequence-specific DNA binding; protein dimerization activity; DNA-binding transcription factor activity, RNA polymerase II-specific. Gene Ontology annotation, cellular component: transcription regulator complex. The record is from RefSeq and is a predicted model, not a curated record. The transcript is spliced from 20 exons.